AUGGAUAUUGAUUCGAAGAUCAAGGCAUACCGAUUCGUCGGAUAUGCUGCCGUCUGCUUUUCGGCUGUUGCUGUGCUUUCGGUGAGGAUUUUGUGGACUUUUUUGAACUCUAGGUAUUUUGCCGUUUGUUCUUACUUGGGUUCUUAGACCCAAGUAGAUCUUAUGAGAAGAACCUGGGCUCGGGCUUGGGCUUUUUAUCUAGUAUCUUGGGCUCAAAGACUUCUUCAUCCGGUAGCUUAGGCGUGGAGGCUUCUUUAUCCAGUAGCUUAGGUUUAAAGGCUUCUUCAUCCAUGACUACAUCAUAAGCUUAGGAAAGUCCUUACGCUUAGGCAAGGCCUUAGGCGUAUCCAAGACAUAAGACUUCUCUUAUUCAUGACUAGAUCAUGCAAGACCUCAGGCAUACCCAAAACCUCAGGCUAGACUAGUCAAGAGUUAAGGCCUAAUUAAAUCCCUAGGCUUGGACUAAGCCUAGUCAACCUCAAUCAGGCUUAUCCAAUAUCUUAGGCCUAAUUGAGCUAGAUAAUUGUUCAGGCUUAAGGUUGGGCCUUAUCAGAUUCAUUUUGGCUAAGCCUAUCCCAAUUCAAUUUCCCAACUCCAAAAUGUUCUAGGUAUGUGUAACCCUCCCAAUGGUUUACAACUACGUGCAACACGUCCGCACUCAAAUGCACCAAGAGUUGCACCAAUGCAAAGGAAGUGCCAAGGAUGUGUGGAACUCGGUCUACUCGAUCAAGGAACUCCCACUUUCCGCUAACCGUACCGCUCGUGCCGCCGGCGGAAACUACAAUGAGCAAUGCGCCGGUUGUUGCUUGCCAGGUCCACAAGGACCACAGGGAACACCAGGAAAGCCCGGAAAGCCAGGAAAGCCUGGAGCACCAGGACAACCAGGAACUCCGGGUCGUCCACCACAAACCCCUUGCGAACCAAUCACUCCACCACCUUGCCAACCUUGCCCACAAGGACCACCUGGCCCACCAGGACCACCAGGAAUUCCAGGAGAUAAUGGAGCACCAGGAGAGCCAGGACCAAAGGGACCAGAUGCUGCGCCAGGAGAGCCAGGACCAAAGGGACCACCAGGACCACCAGGACCACCAGGACAAGCCGGAGCACCAGGAGAGCCAGGAGCACCAGCCAAGAGCGAGCCACUUGUUCCAGGACCACCAGGACCACCGGGAACCCCAGGACAACAAGGACCACCAGGACCACCGGGAAGCAACGGAAUCGAUGGAGCACCAGGAGCACCAGGAGCUCGUGGAGAACCAGGAACUCCAGGAGAGCCAGGAAAAGAUGGACAACCAGGAAAACCUGGAAAUGCCGGAGCCGACGGAACUCCAGGAGAGAAGGGAAUCUGUCCAAAAUACUGUGCUUUGGACGGAGGAAUCUUCUUCGAAGAUGGAACACGGCGUUAA
Molecule: messenger RNA, 1406 nt
Organism: Caenorhabditis angaria
Lineage: Eukaryota; Metazoa; Nematoda; Chromadorea; Rhabditida; Rhabditidae
Source: the annotation of a GenBank genome assembly